UUUGGGAAAGUGGCAAUGAGACGAUUUUUGAUCUCCUCUGUCGACGUCCUCCGUAAUUGGGUUCAGCAAAUAUUUGAAGAGUUGUAUACCCGCUGUUAAUACUCCGAAACGCGAAGCGAGAGCGAAUUUUAUUCAAUGAGGCGAAUGUCGGUAUAAGUAUUCAGUCGUGGAGCGUUUGAAAAAUUAAUGGAUCGAAAUAAGACGAUAGGAUUGAACAGGCGCAUCCCGUACGCGAGCGAUAAUGGGGAUCUGAUACGGCUGUGAAUCAGUGCGUGAAAACGACGUGACACCGAUUUCUUCGACUCGAGAAAUACAUACAAGUGACCGCUCGAGUAGCUGUUCAAUUUGGUAAGAUUUGUCGGAUUUUAUGUGCUCGAUUUUUACUCGUUUUCGAAACUCGAACGCGGCGGUGUAGAAAAUUUCAAUCACGGAAGAGGGUCCUUGCCCAAAAACGAGGAGGAGGAUGCAUUGCGCAGGUAACAAAAAUGUCCCGGAGAUGGAUCUGGACAUGGCGAUCUCUUUGACAGGCUUGGGCAAAUUUCACCUGGGACUGGUCGUUGUCGCCGGAGGGUGCAUCGCGGCUACCACAGCGGAUACCGUGGGUCUUAGUUUUGCCCUACCCGCUGUGGAAUGUGAACUAGAAUUGUCCGCGGUCGACAAAGGGUUGUUUUCAGGAGCCUCGUUUCUGGGUAUGAUUUUGACGACACACAGUUGGGGUUUUGCAUCGGACACAUUUGGCCGAAGAGGGGUUUUGAUCGUAUCCCUGGGAGCGGGCUGGCUGCUGUCGGUCCUCGCGAGUUUAUCUCCAGUAUUUUGGCUUCUGCUUCUCUUACGAUUCCUCGCCGGAGCAGCAUACGCCGGAAUGUCGUCAACGUUUUACGCCUACCUGGCGGAGUUUUUACCCCCUGAACAGAGGGCCAGACGUGUAGCUUGGAGUUUCCUUUUCCAAGGGGCGAUUUACUGCCUGUUACCAGUCACCGCAUGGCUCACUCUUUCACUCGCGUGGAGUUUGGAUCUGGGUUUCGUCGUCCUUAGAUCGUGGAGAUUUUUGUGCCUCUUGAACGGUAUUUACGCUCUAGCGACGUGCAUCGCGAUUUUCUGGUUCCCGGAGAGUCCGAAGUAUCUGCUGUCCGUAGGAAAAGAACGAGAAGCGUUAAACGUUCUGAGCAGAAUUUUUUCCAUCAACAAAGGACGACCGGAGUCGGAGUAUCCGGUCCGGUCGAUCAGAAUUACAAAUGAGGAUAUCAGAACCGAGCAAAUCUCGAAGAUCUCUUUUUCGACGAUCUUGAAGGCUGUCAAGGACCAACUUGUGCCCAUAUUCGGUCGACAUCAUUUUCGAACAACUUUCAUCGCGUGCAUUCUUCAGUUCUGUUUUUACUCGGUAUCAUCCGGAGUUUUCCUCUGGCUACCCGACAUUCUGAACCGCAUGAUAAGCUACGGUGAGGCGAAUCCGAACGGAACGGUGACCGUCUGCGACGCGAUGAAUGUACGCCCGAACGUUUCCUCCAACUAUGGCAUGUGCGGUCGAGACAUGGACCCUAUAGUAUAUCUGAGUUCAAUGGUGUUGGGGGUCAGCUACUUCAUAGGCUACGUGCUGGUCGGUUACGUGGUGAAAGAAGUGGGAAAGCGGAAGCUACUCUCUAUCCUUCAAUUUCUCAGUGGAGUAUCCGGAUUCGCUAUUUAUUGGGCACCGAAUACGAUCGUGACAACUGUUUUAUUCAUAUUCCUCAUACUGCAACCGGGACUCUGCUUGGCUCUACUCAGCGCAACGAUAGUUGACCUCUACCCCACGCACCUCAGAAGCGCAGCGGUUGGGAUAGCUCUGACCGUGGGCAGGCUGGGAGCCAGUCUGACCGGAAGUGUAUUGGGUUUCCUCUUCGAAUACGAUUGUUCCAUGACAAUUUUCGGACUCGCCACGAUAUCAUUCAGUAUGCUCUUCUUCACAAGCGUAUUUAAAAUUCGCUACACCGACGGCAUGUCGAAUCAACAGCUGAGUGAAAUAAUUUUUAAACUUCCUUGCAAAAUCAAUCACUCAAACCGAGCUUCGCAGCGGUGUUUAAUAACCGGAGAUUUGGGAAGGACGACGAGCCAGGACACAACCAUGAAUUCUGAGGGAGAAAAUAGACAUGCCGUAGAUCUGAAUACAGCGCUCUUCAUGACAGGAAUGGGCAAGUUUCACAUCGGACUGAUCAUCGUCGCCGGAGGAUGCAUAGCGGGUACCACAGCGGAUACUCUGGGUCUCAGUUUUGCCGUUCCUACUUUGGGAUGUGACUUGAACUUAUCCGCGGGCGAAAAAGGCCUAUUUUCUUCAGCGUCGUUCAUGGGUAUGUUUUUGACGACGAAUAUCUGGGGCUUCGCGUCGGACACGUACGGUCGACGUGGAAUCCUGAUUUUGUCGAUGGUAAUCGGUUUGAUAUUAACCGUUGGAACGAGCCUGGCACCGGUGUUCUGGCUCCUCGUCCUGCUAAGAUUUCUGACCGGAAGCGCUUACGCCGGAAUGGCAUCGACGAUUUAUUCCUACCUGGCAGAGCUCGUUCCACCCGAACGACGAGCGAAAUUCGUCGCAUUGAUAUUUCUGUUCGAAGGAUCCGCGUUCAUUCUCAUACCAGCUGUUUCCUGGUUGAUCCUUCCGUACACGUGGAGUUUGGAUCUGGGAUUCGUCGUCUUCCGGAGUUGGAGGCUCUUGAUUCUUCUGAACGGUACCUACACCCUGUGCACGGUUUCAGCUAUACUGUGGUUCCCGGAGAGUCCGAAAUACUUGGUAUCCGUCGGUAGACACCAAGAAGCCAUCGAUGUUCUCGGACGAAUUUUUUCUCUCAACACCGGACGUCCUUCCCACGAGUAUCCGGUCCAAACGAUCAAGUUAACGGACGAGGACAAACGGGCGGUUCAGCCUCAGAUAUUACUCAAAUUUUCCGUACCGACCGUCUUGAAGAGCGUGAAAAAUCAAAUCGCACCGAUAUUCGGACUGAAGCACAUUCGCAGCACCGCUUUGGCCUGCAUAAUCAUGCUUUCCGCUCACGCGAGUGCUUUCGGUCUCUAUCUCUGGCUACCGGAUAUCCUGAAUCGUUUGAUAAUAUACAGCACGGAGAAUCCCGACGUUUCGAUAACGGUCUGCGACGUUAUAAAUAUACCGAAAAAUGCAACGAUCGGCGUCAAUUGUCAAACCCAGGUUGAACCCACGGUGUACAUCGGUUCAUUGAUAAUCGGAGUCGUUGACUGCUUGGGUUACGUUUCAGUCGGCGUCUUAGCAAAUUCCAUCAGCAAGAAGAUGAUGAUAGGUAUACUUCAGAUAAUCAGUGGUCUAGCUGGUUUCGGAAUUUACUUCGCGUCAGACUCGACAUGGGUGACGAUAUUAUUUUUCGUGUACAUCUCUCAGCCAUCACUAACGAUGGCUCCGCUCAGCGCUGCGAUAGUCGAUUUGUAUCCGACGCAUCUCAGGAGUACGGCGAUGAGCGUCGCUCUGAGUUUCGGCAGGGUAGGUGCUUACGUGACCGGAAACGUGAUCGGAGCUUUGUUCGAAAGUAAUUGUACGCUUGCCAUUUUUACUCUGGGCGCGAUCUCCUUCGGCAGCGGUCUGCUCUCCGUCUUCAUCCCCAAUACCGACACGAAAGAGGCGAAACCAGUUUGACGCCGACGUGAAAUUUUAUCUAGCGUCAGAGCGUCGAGGACGUCGUGAGAUAAAAUUUUUUGUACCGAGCUCGUGUUGUUUUCAAUAUCUGCAAACUUUGUAUUCGGAUAUAAUAGAUGAGAGAUGAGGGUCCA
Messenger RNA from Athalia rosae (coleseed sawfly), 3765 nucleotides. RefSeq lists its product as uncharacterized. The coding region runs from base 464 to 3631 and encodes 1055 amino acids. NCBI's taxonomy places the organism in Eukaryota, Metazoa, Arthropoda, Insecta, Hymenoptera, Athaliidae. Gene Ontology annotation, molecular function: transmembrane transporter activity. The record is from RefSeq and is a predicted model, not a curated record. The transcript is spliced from 21 exons. Gene Ontology annotation, biological process: transmembrane transport.